AUGGGAAUCUUCAUAUGGGAAUCACUGGCACAAAAUGUACUGGAGGUAGUUGGAAUCAGCUCACGCCUAAUGCUGAUUAAACUCAGAAUGGGAAACAGAGGAAAAGUAGCGCCGCUACCAAUAUCGCUACUUCUCUAUGAUUUGGUAUUGGUAAUUUAUAUAGCGCUUCUUUAUGGUAAACUCAGAGGAAAAAGAACCAGCGUUGACAAACGCUUGGCCAAAUUAAAAUGUGGUCUCGUAAAUGCAUGGUCCGCUGUCAACAAGGCCGCCCUUCUGAUCGACGUCAUAUGUGAUGAAAAAGUUCGACUUCCUAUGUCAUUUAUCUCAUCAAUUUACAGACCACCCGGUCCUGUUUUAACAAGCUUUCUUGAUGAAUUUACUAAUCAUCUAGAUUUCAUCAUUGGCCAUAAUCUAGCGUUUAUCAUCCGCGGCGACUUCAACGCACCAGCACCUCUCUUGGAUAACCUAACUGUUAAUGAUUGCGUUUUUUCAGAUCACAACAUUGAGUUCUUCGACUCAACGCUCUUCAAACCACCAUCGACAAUCAUCCAUAGCUGUCGUCGCUGCACGUCAUUACAUCUUACAGAGAAUGUUAUUCUACAGAAACAGCACUCCUUCGUGUUCAAGACCAACUUGCUAACAUAUGUGGAAAUCAAAAUUGUGCUGUCAUAG
Molecule: messenger RNA, 672 nt
Organism: Helobdella robusta
Lineage: Eukaryota; Metazoa; Annelida; Clitellata; Rhynchobdellida; Glossiphoniidae
Exons: 6
Coding region: 1-672 (223 amino acids)
Source: RefSeq, a predicted model, not a curated record